CACUGGACAAAGUCCAUAGUUUGUUUUCAUUUCAACACUGUUGAACACAGGGCAGGUCAAAUACUGCGUACAUUUAUGUGGCAGUGAGUUGUGUGUUCUGGAAAGAUGGCAGAGAGACUGAGAACAAUACUUGGGCAUCUGAAUUCUGAUGCUGUUAUAUCUCCAAGUCCAGCAUCCUCUGGUGCAGUUCAUUCUGGGCUGCAGUCAUUUCGAUACACAUUAGACAAUCCUGUGUUGUCCUAUGAGCAAAGGAAGUUCUACGAGGACAAUGGAUACAUAGUGAUAAGGAAUCUGGUACCCAAGGAAAAACUAGAUGUUUAUAGAGAACGAUUUGAGCAGAUAUGCAGGAGGGAAGUUGAAAUUCCUGGUUUGACCAUAAUGAGAGAUGUAGCUAUCGCUCGGUCAGAGUUUGUUCCAGGGGAACAGGCAGUGACCAAACUUCAGGAGUUUCAAACUGACGACGUCUUGUUUGGAUAUUGUGAACUACCAGAGAUUAUCAAGUUUGUGCAGGCGUUCACAGGAAAAGAAGUCAAGGCCAUGCACACUAUGUUGAUCAACAAACCCCCAGAUCCAGGCAAGAAAACCUCAAGACACCCUCUACACCAGGACCUGCACUACUUCCCGUUCCGACCAGCGGACAGGGUUGUCUGCUCUUGGACAGCCAUGCAGAAGGUCAACCGAGAAAAUGGCUGCCUGGUCGUACUGCCUGGUACUCACAAAGGGGAACUACUCCAACAUGACUAUCCUGAAUGGGAGGGAGGUGUCAACAAGAUGUACCAUGGGGUCAGAGACUUUGAUCCCAAUGCUCCUAGAGUCCAUCUGCCCAUGGACACCGGGGACACCGUGUUCUUCCAUCCUCUGCUGAUUCAUGGAUCAGGAAUGAAUAAGACAAAGGGGUUCCGAAAGUCUAUUUCAUGCCAUUAUGCAUCUGCUGACAUUAACUUCAUUGAUGUCAAAGGCUCCAUUCAAGACGGGGUGGAAAAGGAAGUUUUUGAAAUGGUUCACAAAAAACUGGUUGCCAGAGGAGUUGACCCCACAAAAUUGACAAUGAAGGACCUCUGGAUGUUAAAGAGUAGAGAUGUAUCUCUGCCUCUGAAUUAGAUUGGAGUUUGAUGGUUUACCAAGAGACAUCAUAUGAUUAUGUACUGAAUUUUUUUAAAAAUCAACUUGGUGAUUGUGAAGAAAAAAACUGUGAAUCAACAGACGUUAUAAUGUUUCAAUUUGAUAUAAGAGAAAUGACACUUAAAAAAACUCUCUUGCAUCAUUUCGUGUAGAGCUGUGAUAUAUAUUGAUUUAAAAGUUUUAUUUUACCCGGUAUAUACCGGUACUUUAGUAUGUAAAAUUUGUUUUUUCAUUCAUCGAGUUCUAGCUGGCUCAGUGGAUUUAAAAAAUGUGACAAAUGUCCUCAAUUAAUAUUCAAAGUCACUCCAUUAAUAUAUUUGUUACAUUUAUGUGUAAUGAACACAUGAAAAUUGAUUAAUAUGCUUGUGUGACUUAAUUAUCACAGAAUAAGUUUGCUCUUGUAAACUGGGACAGCUAGUUUUCCAUUUUGGAAAAUAGUGUUUCAAUUAGAAUAUAUUAAGUGAAAUUAAAGUUUUAAAGUUUUAUGCUUGAUUUGUAACAUGCCUAUUAUGAUGACCAUAUUUAUUCAAAUGUCAUGAUUUUUAUCUGUAUCAAAACUAAUUGAAUGGGAAGUGAAUUUGUGCAUUAUUUACACAAAAUGUGAAUAACAUGUACUUGAGAAUUACACAAGAAUGAACCAUACAAGUGAUAAGAGGGAUUUUAUAUAAUAAUUUUAUAAUCUGAUUUCAGGAAUAAAUUUGUCAGGUUGAUCAUAUGUUUGCGAAAAAAAAAUUGGUACACAUGCAAACACAGAAUGAGCUAUUAUCUAUCAAUCUGGUCGGACUUGUAUAUAGUGAUGGUUACCUUAAAUUCUGUUAUUCAGUUGUUGAUUUAUUUACUAAUAAAUUGUUUAUUCAAUAAAA
Magallana angulata is the source of this 1985-nucleotide messenger RNA. RefSeq names its product phytanoyl-CoA dioxygenase, peroxisomal-like. Lineage: Eukaryota; Metazoa; Mollusca; Bivalvia; Ostreida; Ostreidae. Gene Ontology annotation, biological process: fatty acid alpha-oxidation. The coding region runs from base 106 to 1101 and encodes 331 amino acids. The record is from RefSeq and is a predicted model, not a curated record. The transcript is spliced from 8 exons. Gene Ontology annotation, molecular function: phytanoyl-CoA dioxygenase activity.